This is a messenger RNA of Scomber scombrus (Atlantic mackerel), 25229 nucleotides long. RefSeq names its product microtubule actin crosslinking factor 1a (gene macf1a). The record is from RefSeq and is a predicted model, not a curated record. Gene Ontology annotation, cellular component: cytoplasm; actin cytoskeleton; cell junction. The transcript has 105 exons. The coding region runs from base 326 to 23443 and encodes 7705 amino acids. NCBI's taxonomy places the organism in Eukaryota, Metazoa, Chordata, Actinopteri, Scombriformes, Scombridae. Gene Ontology annotation, molecular function: cadherin binding; microtubule binding; keratin filament binding. Gene Ontology annotation, biological process: wound healing; regulation of microtubule-based process; regulation of focal adhesion assembly.
GAGAGAGAGAGAAGAGGAGAGGGGGAAAGGAGGAGGAAUAGGACAGCCAUUACCAUUCAGGAUCACGUUGCCUGCUGUUCUUCCCAGCCUCAUCUCAUCUCCCGGCUGUGUGCUGCCUUCUUUCUCUUUUUUUUGGUUUUUGGGGAGGAAGCGUGGUCACAGAAACCCGAUCGGUGGAGCGGAUAUCACCCACUCCAUUCGUCCAUCCAUCCGUCGCUCCUUCCACCAGGAGGAGAGGGAGCAGCGACGGGCAGCAUCCCCGGCCUCCCUCGCUCUGUGCUCGGAUUGCAGGACCGCUGCUGCCCGGUGGAAGCCCUGAAGUGAGAUGGAGUCUUCAGACGAUGAUACUCUGAGCGAGCGCUCCUGCGUCAGCGAGCCGUCCUUCCGCAGCGAGCGUUCGGGGGGGUCGUUGUCCCCGUGCACCUCUGCACUUGUGGGGCCUCCAGGAGACACGUUGCCAUGGAACCUGUCCAAGCACGAGAGGAGGAAGAGGAAGAGCCAGGACUCUGUGCUGGACCCCGCGGAGAGAGCGAUCGUUCGUGUUGCAGAUGAGCGGGACAGAGUGCAGAAGAAAACCUUCACAAAAUGGGUCAACAAACAUCUCAUCAAGGUGAGGAAGCACAUCACAGACCUGUACGAGGACCUGAGGGAUGGACACAACCUGAUAUCCUUGCUGGAGGUCCUCUCUGGUGUCACCCUGCCGAGAGAAAAAGGGCGGAUGAGAUUUCAUCGACUACAGAAUGUCCAAAUAGCGCUGGACUUCCUCAAACAGAGACAGGUCAAACUUGUAAACAUCAGGAAUGAUGACAUCACAGACGGCAACCCCAAACUGACAUUAGGUCUCAUCUGGACCAUCAUCCUUCACUUCCAGAUUUCAGAGAUCUAUGUGAGCGGCGAAUCAGGCGACCUCACAGCCAAAGAGAAACUGUUGUUAUGGAGCCAGCAGGCGAUAGAAGGCUACCCCGGCCUCCGCUGUGUCAACUUCACCUCAUCCUGGAGCAACGGACAUAUGUUCAACGCUCUGCUGCACAGAUACAGGCCAGACCUGAUCGACAUGGAGAUGGUGUCACAUCAAAGCAACCGCGACAACCUUGAGCAGGCCUUCGAGAUCGCCGAAUCACUAGGGGUGACCAGACUGCUGGAUGCUGAGGACGUUGAUGUUCCAUCUCCAGAUGAGAAGUCUGUCAUCACCUACGUCUCCUCCAUCUAUGAUGCCUUCCCCAAAAUCCCAGAGGGAGGAGAGGGCAUCGCCGCACAGGAGGUGGACCAGCGCUGGUCAGAGUAUCAGUCCAGAUUCACCUCUUUGCUCCAGUGGAGCCGCCAGCAUACGGCCCUCAUGGCCAACAAGAACUUCCCUCAAAAUCCUGUGGAACUCAAGGCACUUUACAAUGAGUACGUCCAUUUCAAAGAGACGGAGAUCCCUGCGAAGGAGAUGGAGAAAAGUCACGUCCAACACCUCUAUAAACUGUUUGAGGUGUGGAUAGAGUUUGGUCGUAUUAAGCUUCCUCAGGGCCUCCAUCCCAAUGACCUGGAGGAGGAUUGGGGCAAACUAAUCCUGGAGAUGCUGGAGAGAGAGAAGGCUCUACGGCCUGCGGUGGAGAGGCUAGAGCUGCUGCUUCAGAGAGCCAAUAAGUUCCAAAACAUGGCUCUGGACUGUGAGGAGAAACUCACCCUCGCUAGGAACACGUUACAAGCUGACAUGUCUCGAGUGGAGAGCGGCGAGGCGGUGCAGUGUGAGAGAGAACUGGCCUGCUACCUGCAGGACUGCGAGACUCUGAUCAGACAGCUCAACCAGGAGCUCAAAGUCCUCCGAGACGAGAAAUACUACCAGGUGGAGCAGCUGGCGUUCAGAGUGUCAUGCCUUCAAGAGGAGCUGGUCUCCCUCAGACUGCAGUGCUCCAGCGUCUACAGGAAAGGCCACUUCACGCAGACCCUGGGGAGCGCCGUGACAGAACAGACCAGCCAGCGAGCCACUGACAGCGGCCUGUCGCUGGGGCAGACCUUGCUGGGAGCUGUCGGUGCCGUGGGAGCUGUCGGUGCCGCUCUCCUGCGGCGGCCCAUGGCACGCUCUCAGCUUGUGGCCAUGUCUUCAUCAGAGGACGAAGGCAGCCUGAGGUUUAUCUAUGAGCUGCUCGGAUGGGUGGAGGAGACACAGGAGCUGUUGGAGCGUGCUGAAUGGGGAGCAGAUCUUCCCUCUGUAGAAAACAACCUCCAAGAGCACAACAACAUACACACUGCAGUCGAGGAGCUAAUGAGCAGUCUGCAGGAAGCACGCAACUACGAGGCGAGAGUCUCUCCAAACUUUAGGAGCAAUUACUCUGAAACCCUGGCCAAGCUGGAGCACCAAUACUGCAAACUACUGGAACAUUCGUCAUGGCGCCUGCGGAGCUUGGAGAGCCUGCACUCAUUUGUGUCGCACUGCACUGAGGAGCUGAUCUGGCUCAACGAGAGGGAGGAGGAGGAGAUCGCCUUCGACUGGAGUGACAACAACACCAACAUAAACGCCAAGAGAGAACUAUACAGUGAAAUGAGGUUAGAGCUGGAUGAGAAACAAGAUGUGAUGCUAUCACUCCAGGAAACAGCCAGCCGUCUGUGUCAGGAGAACCAUCCGGCCAAACAGACUGUAGAGGCGUACAGUGCAGCAUUACAGACUCAGUGGCAGUGGGUGGACCAGCUGUGUGUGUGUGUGGAGCAGCAUCUCAAAGACAACACAGCCUACUUCCAGUUUAUGAGUGAUGCUCGAGACUGUGAGUCGUACCUGCGCCAGCUUCAGGAAACCAUCAAGAGACAGUACACCUGUGACAAGAACAGCAGACUGAGCAAACUGGAAGACCUGCUGCAGGACUCAAUGGAGGAGAAGGAGCAGCUGAUCGAGUACCGGAGUACGGUGGCGAGCCUGGUGGGUCGGGCCAAGACGGUGGUGCAGCUCCGCCCCCGCAGCGCCGAGAGCACCCUGGCAACAACAACGCCCAUCAAAGCCGUCUGCGACUACAGACAAAUAGAGAUCACGAUAACCCGAGGUGAGGAGUGUGUGCUGGAGGACAACUCUCAGAGGACCAAGUGGAAAGUGAUCAGUCCCUCAGGCAACGAGGCCAUGGUCCCCUCGGUGUGUUUCACCGUCCCGCCUCCAAACCAGGAGGCCAUUGAAACAGCCAGCAGGACGGAGCAGUUGUACCAGAAGGUCAUGUCUCUGUGGCAUCAGCUCCAUGUGAACAUGAAGAGUGUGGUCUCCUGGCACUACCUGCUCAAAGACAUCAGGACCGUCUCCGGAUGGAACCUGGACACGGUUCGCGGUCAGUCUCCAUCAGAGCGACAGCAGGUCCUGGAUCACCUCGAGUCCCAUUUGGCCGACUUCCUGUCUGACAGCAAAGAGAGCGCUCUUUUCACGCCGGCCGAAAGGCGAGAGCUGGAGACGGACGUGCAGCAGGCCCAGCAGAACUGCCAGGACCUGCUGCUCAAUAUGGAGACCGUGGAGAAGGACGAGUCAGUCUCUCGCUCGUACCUGUCGGAGCUGCAGAACAUCACGCUGCGUCUAAAUGAGGCUGAGAAGAGACUGAUGAGUGGAAUUCAGACUCCGCCUCCCAGCCGGCUGUCAACUGAUAACCUGGACAACACGGUCCAGAUCGCAGGGCAGCAGAAGCUGCUGUCAGAGCUGGACACCCUGCGCUCCAGUUUGGGUGACGUAUCUCGCCGCUGCGUCAGUUUCUUCGAAGAGAAGCCGUCGUCCUCCAGCGUUCCCGUCCUGCGGUCCGAACUCAAUCACGCUGUGGAGAAGAUAGACAAACUGCACAACCUCUCGUCUGUCUUCCUAGAAAAAUUAAAAACAAUAGACGUCCUGAUGCACAUCCUGGAGGAAGCAGAGAGCCAGGUCAAGAAAUAUGAGAGCAGGCUAAGUGAAGAAGACCUCGUUCCUGCUGAUACUACAGCUAUUCAAAACCUCAGAGAUCAACUAGGGAAGUGGCAGGCUGAGGUUGCCGAGCAAGAGGGCACCUUCCAGUCGUUGCAGUCGGAGGUCGUUCGGGCCACAGAAGCUGGGUCUCAGCUCAGCAAGCUUCACCCGGACCGCAGCCCCGAGCUGGAUCGCUACCAGGAGAGAGCCAAUCAGAUGGCAGAACGGUGGAACGCAGUGAAGAAACAGAUGGACACACGGCGGACAGAUUUGGAGGCUCUGGGCUCAGUUCUGCAGCAGUACAGAGACGGCCAUUCUGCUCUGAUCAACUGGAUCGAAGAGACGACAGAGAGACAAGAAAACACACACCCUGGCCAGGCAGACAGCAAAGCACUGUCUGAACAACUGGCCCAGCAGACAGCAUUAGUAGCUGAGAUUGAAAAGAACCAGACCAAACUGGAUGAGUGCCAGACUCACUCCAAACAAUACAGCACUUCAGUAAAGGACUUUGAACUACAGCUGAUGACCUACAGAGCCUUCGUAGAGUCUACACACAAGUCGCCUGUCAAGAGGAGGAGGAUGCCCUCUUCCUCUGACGCCAUCACUCAGGAGUUUAUGGACUUGCGCACCCGCUACACAGCUUUGGUCACCCUGACAACCCAACAUGUAAAAUACAUCAGUGAUGCACUAAGAAGACUAGAGGAAGAAGAGAAAGAGGUAGAGGAAGAGAAGCAGGCUAGAGUGGGCCAGGUUUCAGACCUGCUGGGCUGGGUCAAAGGUCUCCAGGGACGCGCUGGGGGCCCCAACGCUGAGUCUUCACUUGCUGCUCAACAGGCGAUCAGUGAACAACUAGCAGCCAAGAAAGAUGAAGUGGCUGAAGCCAUCAGGAGCACACAGGCCUUCCUGCUGUCUAAACAGGCUAGCAAGUUGUCCCCAGAGGAGCGCGCUCAAGUGGAGGCCCAGCUGAACGAGCUAAAGGCCACCUACAGCCAGCUGUGUGAUAGCUCCACCCAGCAGCUGCACCAGCUGGAGGAGCAACUGGCCAAAGAGGAGGAAAGAAAGAGCCAAAUUGCCAUUGCUGGAGUAAUCGACCUGGGAACAGUGGAAACGUUCCCAGUGUUCCAAGCAGCCAAACGGGGUCUUAUUGACCAGGACACCUGCCAUGUGCUACUGGAGGCCCAGCUCGUUCUCACGGGUGGGCUCGUCCAGCCUGGUGCUCCUCUCAGUCUUUCACUGGAACAAGGUCUGGCUCAAGGCCUAAUUGACACCCGUGCCAAGCAGUGUCUCUCUGAGCUAGAGAGUGCUAUGCUGCUGGUGGAAAAUACUAAGUCUACAGGUGACCAACAACAAAAUGCGUUGCCAGUAGCUACAGCCAUGGAGUUUGGGCUCAUCAGAGAGGAGGUGGGACUUCGUAUUCUUGAACUCGAACUGAACACUGGAGGGCUUAGAGACUCCACCGGAAAAUUGAUGAGUUUGGAGCAAGCAGAAGACAUGAAACUUCUGCCUCGCCAAACCCUCAUGAAACUGCAUUCAAGGCUGCAACAUAGAGAGCUCAUCAAUCCAAACACAGCUGAAAAAUUAAACCUAAAUGAGCUACAACAGUGCUGUGUCCUUGACGACGACUCGGGUCUUCUUCUCUUCCCAGUUAAACAGCAACCUGGAGGAACCGUCUGCCUCCGCUCCGGAAGAAAAGUUGGCAUCUUCCGUGCAGUCCAGGAAGGGCUUAUUGAUCGCAAAGUUACUGUACGACUUCUGGAGGCACAGCUCUUUGCCGGUGGUAUUGCUGACCCACGGUCUGGCCACCGGCUGACAAUUGAUGAGGCUGUUCGUCAUGGACUUAUGGACCAGGAUUUAGCCUGUGCCAUGUUAGCACGACAGCUGCAAAAUGGGGGAAUUCUAGACCCUUGCAGUGGAGAACGCCUGGAUUUGGAGGAGAGUAUUCGCAGGGAUCUUCUCUCCCCUCGUUUGGCUCUGUUGGUAAUUGAGUCUCUCUGGACUUUCAUGGGAAUGCUCUUUCCUGAAUCUGGAGAACUCCUGCCUAUUGCGGAGGCUCUUCAACAAGGAGUGAUCUCGGGAGAGCUCGCAAAUAACAUCCUAAGGCAGCGACAUGCCAUUGGGGCUCUGUACGAACCAGAAACCCUCCAGGUACUACCCCUGAACCAAACCACUGAAGAGAUUGAGCCCAGUGUAGUCAAUUCUCUCAAAGAUAUCUACAUCCCAGAUGUACUCCCCAACAUGAACCAGUCAGGUACCCCAUCUCUGAACCGCUUGAGUUGGGGUUCUUCCAGCUCCUCUCCACCUCCAUCCUCUCCACCUCCUUCAUCAUCUCCCACAGGUAUUGUGUGGGAUACCACACCAAUAGAUGCAAUGAAUCCUGAAGAGCAAGCAAAACACAAACUGCUGUUUCACCUCAUGACUCACAGCUAUGUGGAUGCUCAUUCUGGAAAACGGUUGGUGCUGCUAGACUCUGAGCUGGUAGAGUUGGUCAAAGCUGCUGAACUGGUUGCUGGAGACUCUGUACAUGGAGCUCAAGUUGAGCCUCUAAGCAGUUUGGCCACAGAUGAGGAGGAGAAGAUGCAGAUAGUGAGCGACUUAAGGUUGACAGAUGAAGGGGUUAGUGAUAAACAAACUGAGGUUGAACCAGUCAAGAACCAAGUCACACCAAGCAACGAUUUAGAGAUCAGUGAUAGAGAAGGAAGGUAUGAUGGAGAAAAUGACAACGAAAUGCAGCACAAACCAUCAGUAAUUGUAGAGACUGAUUUAGCCCCUACAGCUAGAGAGAGUUUAGAUAAAGAUGCAAAAGUAAAAGAUGAAACCAAAGAAAAAUUAAAUCUUGAAACUUCAAUGGUUUCAGCUAAAGAGGAAUUGAUAAAAGGCCCAGAUGUGCAGGUUAUAACUGAACCCACACCCAGUGAAAGUGGUCAUCAGGAGACUGCAACAGUAGAUACAAAAACAGCCAGAGCACCACACAAAUCAGAGGAAGAUGUUACAAUGUUGAAAGAAUUCAUUCCAGUCGAAGCAAAAACAAAUGUUGAUAUUGAUUCAACACAAUCUGAAGAUAAGAGCGAUAUAGAUCAUUCCCAGACUGAAUCAGAAAUGAUCAAACAAAAGGUGUCUAUAACAGAGACUGACUCAAAGCAUGCUAAAUCUCAGGUUGAUAUCCUUGAGUCAGGAGCAGAGAAGGAAGAGGAAGAGGCUGAAUUGGCAAAGUUAGUCGUAGAGCUCAAACAGGGAGGUCUAAUGACAGAAGAUGGGGAGAAGCUGCUUCCAGAUGAAGCAGUAGCUCAGGGUGUCCUCCCUGGCCACACUGCCGUCAAAUUAAUGGCUCAGGCAGGCCUGUUUGGAGGGUUCCUAGAUGCCAGCAGUGGUGAAUCACUUAGCAUGAAGGAUGUAAUGCAAGAGGGUUUACUAGAUGAAGAUCUGAUGUGGGGUGUUCUUAAGUCAGAUAAAACCCUUGCGGGGGUUGUGGAUGUAGAGAAAAAGCAGAUCUGUGGGGUGAAGGAGGCAGCUGAGGCAGGUUUGAUUGACUCCGACACCGCUGCUCGACUUCUAGAGGCCCAGGUGGUGUCUGGGGGGAUCGUUGACAUACGUAGGGAUAAGAAAGUCUCUGUCACUCUGGCAUCAAACCUAGGAUUGAUAGAGGAGAAUCAAAGAGAAGGACUGGUGGCGCUAGAGAAGGCAUACAAAGGAAAGGAUACAGAUCCAGAAGCAGCCCUCACUAAAGCCAGUUUACAGCUACAGAUGGAAGGUGUUAUUGACCCAGAGUCUAAGUCUCCGGUACCUCUGGAGCAAGCAAUUCAGAAGGGCUUAAUAAGCCCAGACGAGGCAUAUCAGGUGCUGACAAGGCAGGUGGCCGAAGGUGGUAUAAUACACCAUGCUUCAGGAAUGAGACUGUCAGUUUCUGAUGCUGUAGAUAGAGGAUUAGUAGAUCGCUCCAUUGCUCCUGGCCUGGAAGAACUAGAAUGGGUCUACCAAGGAAAAGUCAGCCCUUCAUCACACCCAGAGGCAGUCACUCUCCAGGCAUCAACAGGAGCCAUUUUUGACCCUGACUCCGGAUGUAAACUGACAUUGACAGAAGCAGUUUCUAAGGGCCUCUUAGCUGAGAAUAUUGCCAGUGAAGCCAUGACUUCUCUUACAGUAGCACAAGGAGUGAUCGAUCCCCAAACUGCACGAAUCGUUCCUUAUUCACAGCUUGUAAGCCAGGGUAAAAUAGAUAUUGAAACAGGUCAACGUUUCUUGGAGGUGAAACCUUUCAGAGGUGUUCAGGAUGAGCAAACAAGAGACAGCUUGACCCUUCCUGAGGCAGUUGCUUCUAAUCAAGUUGACCCAGUUCCAGCAAUGAGGUUGCUCCAAAGCCAGGCAGACAGUGGAGGGAUUAUUGAUAUCACCAGUGGAGAAAGGCUCCCUCUACCUGAAGCCUCUAAAAGAGGUUUAGUUGGUGAGGAUAUGGCCAAGGUAAUAGCCACCAACCAGCUUGUGAAAGGGGGCUUAGUUGAUCCUGCCACUGGACAACGAGUCUCUAGUGUCAAUGAUGCCAUUGCAAUAGGACUGAUAUCCAGUGACAUGGCUUCAGAGAUUCAGGAGAAAUUGCCUUCCUUGGAGAUACAGGGUGAUGAAGAUAGUUUAACACCUGUUGUCUCAUCACUUGGUACAUACAGCUCUUCUGUUACAUUGCCAGUGUCGAGCCUUGACAGUUCAACAAACUGGUCAGAUGUGAGCAUUGAUGCAUCAUCAAGAUCUCCACUUUCAGAGGAGGGUUUGGUAAUUACACAGGAUGACGGAAAGACUUUGACCUCCGUAGUUUCAGAUCAGUCACUGUUUUAUGACACUACCACAGAGGAGGAUAAAGUAGAAGCGCCGGUGUCAGUUGAAGAAAAGGAUGUAUUUGAGCCAGACCAAUCCCUAGACCUCUUGUGCAAGUUUGCUACUAAUGUUGAGAAAAGAAUUCAGCAAAGUAUAGAGGCGAUAGUACCGCAAAAGUCCGAACAUCUUCCUGAACAGAAGCCUGAUGAGAGACUGCAGAUAGAUGAGAGUAGCACUGAUGAUGAACACAAAGAUCGCAUUUCAAGAGAUUCUGUUGAAGAAUUAAUUCAAGCACCUGUCUACGAUACUGACAAAGAUAAGAAGGAAGAGGUAAGAGAAAGGGAAGAAACUGUAAAGUCAGAUGGAGAACCUGUAAAGGUUGGGGAAGAAGGGUAUAUGUCCAGUGGUGAAAGCACAUCAUUGGUACAUCAUGCUGUUGAAUUUGAUGAACCCCCAACAGGUACCAUGACAGCAGAGAUUAGAGAUGACAAACAAGUCACAGAACAGUCAAAGUUGGGAGAGGAGGAAUAUAGAAAGAGUGAUGUCGCAUCAAAGAUGGAUGAUGGUGAGGGAAAGAGAGAAGAGGAAGAGAAACCUUCACAGAUUGAGAUUAAGGCUAGUGCUGAAGUUGAGCAGACAGAUCAAUUAGGGACUUCUUCAGCCAAGGAGACGGAAAGUAAAAGCAAGAAAAAGAGAAAGAAUAAAAAGAAGGCAAAGGGUAAAGAGGCAGAAAGUGAAACACAGCCUCCAGAGAUAAAACAUCCUUCUGAAAUUGAUCAAGGUGGUGCAGAAAUUGAAGGGCAGCCUGAGGCUACUGAUACAUUACAAAAAUCACAGAUUCAUGAUCAGGCAGCUUCUGUUGAGCCCCCCAAAGAAGACACCAGUAAAGCAAAGAUUGAUGAAAAAAUUGAGGCUGAAAAUGAUUUGGUAAAACAAGAAACAGAAGCAGGUCAACUUAAAAUUAAAUUCACAGAACAGCCAGAGAAGGAUGCAAUGCAGAAACAUACAGAAAAGGGUGAUAAGAGAGAGGAGAAGAAAUGGGAGAAUCAGAGAGAGGAAGUUGAAGAAAAGGAUUCUGUCUCUCAGCAACCAGAGCAAUCAGACAGCAGUCAGGAGCAAGAAUUGCCUCAGAAAUCUUCUCUACCAGAUGACGAGAAAGCAGCAUUGAUACUGAAAGCCAAAGAAAGCAUACUUAAAAAGGUGUUUGAAAAAGGAGUGAGUGAGCAGCAGGCUGCUGAGGAGCUGCAGGCACUGCGCAAAGAAGUGGGGAAGAAGAAGAUUCACGGCAUAACUGCUGAAGAUGAAAAGGUAGAAACUUUGCCAGCUGAGGAUGAUGAAGUGGAGAGUCAUGAUGUCAAAGAUGAUAGUAUCAAAGGUCCCAAUGGUUCACCAAAAGAGAGUGAGAAAGAGACAAGUGUCAAAGAAGAAGUCUCUUCAAAUGAGAGUGAAAAGGACAGGAUUUCUGAAAAGGAAAACGUACAAAAGGAUGUUGAGACUGCUCCAUCGGUCCAGCCUAAAGAAACCCAGCAAGGUAAAAGAAGUAAGAAAAAGAAAUCUAAGAGUUCAAAAGCGACAGACAAAGCUCAGCCUGAUACCGACAAGCUGCUCACUGACGAAAAAGUGGAUCCUGAAGUGAUGACAACAAAAAUCAGCACAGAAUCUACAACACCAAAACCUGAUUUAGAUAGCUCAGCUGAGACUGAUGGUCAGUCAACCAGUGAAGUAAUCAAACCUUCAGUUGGUGAAGAGGAAACCCAAAUGGAGACCUCUGCAAUUAAAGUUAAUGGAACCAACACUCAACAACGUCAAUCAGAAGAGUCCCAGGAGUCCCAUCCAGAAAUCAGAGAUGCUCCAGAUUCCACUGAGUAUUCCCAUGAGACUCAAGCUGCAGCUCAGUCUUUGCUUCCUGUCAGCCAACCAGAAAAAACAACAGAGAAAUUAAAGAAGAAGAAGAAGAAGAAGAAGACAGAGUCCCAAUCACCUGAAGUUGAAAGUACAAAUGUUCCUGAAUCAAAAUCUUUGAAGGAACAACAGCAACAUCUCAAGCCUGCAGAAUCAGCAGAAACGUUCCUGUCAGGAGAUGCUUCAACUGAGUCUGAAUCAGCUGGGGUCCCUGAGUCUGAUACAGCCACUGAGGAAGAGGAUGAUGUCAGAGAGAUUGGAAAAACUGUGUCCAGCAAACAGGGAAAGACAGUUAAGACUGGCAAGUCAUCAUUAAUCCGUCAGGAAUGUUUGGAGCAUGACCAGCGAACCGUAGCUCUGCUCUCCAUGGUCAGGCAUAUUGAGGUCCGACUCAAACAGCAGCAGCAGCAGUCUGUUGGCCGCAGCCUCAUCGCCCUGGAUGACAUCAUCAAACAGACUGAGAUUCUGGACCUUGAACUGCAAGACUUGGAGUCUGAGAUCAACAAGGAGGUGGAGGCUGCUGAGCAGCUGUUGAAGCCCCAACCCAAAGAUGUUCCUCCACAGCUCCUAUUGGCCCUAGAAAAGGACGGCCGUAGCUUGGCUCGAGGGUACGAAGCUGCCAGAGCACUCUCUGAGGGCAUUCUGCAAAGCCUACGAGACCACAGAGACUCAUACAAGGAGGCAGUAACAGCUGAACAGAAGUCGUUGGGAGGACAAGUAGAGAACCUGCUCUCCUGGUUGAGGGAGACAGAGGCUCAGAUGAGUGGAGGAAUGGCAGGGAUGGAAAAAAUGGCAGAGAAAGAUGACAACCAUGAUCAGCUCACACAACAGCUGCAUCUUUGCAAGGAGCUCCAGUCUUCUCUCAUGUCACGCUCCAGUGAGGUCAACAAUGUGGCCUUUGACAUUCAGGUGUUCAUCUCAGAGCGGGCUCAGGACUUGGCCCCUGAGCAGAGCAGGCAGCUCCUGGGGCAGCUCCAGCAGCUGCAGAGGGCCUUCCACCAAGCGUCCGGCCAAGCUCAGGCCUGGGCCGAUGCCCUCUCCGCUCAGAAAGAGAGGGAGGAGGAGUGGCAGCGCAGGGAGAGGUUGAAAGAAGAGGAGAAGAACAGAGAAAUGCAGAGUGCAAGGGAGAGAGAGGUGGUCCAACAACAGAAAGCAGAGUGUUCUCAGAAACUCGAAGGCCUUAACAUGUGGUUGGCUGGAGCUGCCAGCUUACUUGCCAAUCAGAGAGCUGGAGGAGAGUCGGGUGAUAUGAACGUCCUGCAAGAGAAACAAAGGAAAUUGAAGGAUGUACAAAAGGACCUCCAGACCAAAAAGGAGGGCAUAGCUGAGGCCAUCCGCUCUGUGGAAGAUUUCCUGGCAGAGAAAGGAGAAAGUCUGAGCCCAGAGGAGAGAGAGAAACUCCAGGUGGCACUAACAAGAAUGAAGGAGCAGUACAGCGCUUUGACAGAUUCAACAAACACAUCGCUGUCAGAGCUGGACACGGCCAUCAACACUACUGUGCAGCAGAACACACAAAGGGCAAAAGCAGUCGAAGACAUCCAGGAGACACGAAGCCAAAUUGACUCUCUGCUGAAUGACUUGUCGUCUCUUAACCAACCUGCCAGUGGAGGAGUUACAUCUGGAGCAGAUAUUACUGAUGCAGCGUUCUCACAGCCAGGGGGCGCUGUGAAGUCACACACCGACAUGCUGCAGGCGGAGCUUCAACAACUCCAGUCUCAACAAGCACAGCUACUCCAGAUCACCCAAUCAACUCGCUCUCUUCUGGAACAACCUGACUCCACCGUUCCUCCUGAAGAGAAACAGCGUCUCCGAGCUGCCCUGGACCAGCUGCAGGCUCAGCACCAGGACAAGCUACAGAGCUGCCAGGACCGACUGAGGAAGGCUGAAUCACUGAAGGACGAGAUGACAAAGUUCCUCCAGGAACACGGAAAUCUGGGUGCCUGGCUGGAACAAAGUGAGCAGGAGCUCCGUUCCCUAGGGGAAGGAGAAACUGAUGCACAAGGACUGAAGGGCAGACUGGAGGAGCACAGAAAGCUUGCUGAGGAUGUGAUUUGCCACAAGGCGGAUCUGCGGUUUGUCUCCAUCUCCGGUCAGAAGGUUCUGGACUCCGUUCAAGGAGCUCUGGAGCAAGUUGGUGGUUCAGACCAGGCUCUGGAGAGCACUAAAGCGCUGGUAUCUGAAAAGCUACAAGAUGCCAACCACAGAUACACAACCCUACACACCAAGUCGACAGAGUUGAACAGUCGUUUGUCCGGCCUGUUGGAGAGAUACCAGCAGUACCAGGAUGAGGUCGUCUCUGUCCACUCCUGGCUAAGCACUCAGGAACAAAACCAAAGCAUAGCCAAGCCCAGUGGAGAGACCGACCCCCAGAACCUGCAGAACACACUACGACAAGUACAGCUGCUGCAGGAUGAGCUGGCUGAGCGUUCGGUGCAGCUGGAGAAGGUGAAGAGAGCUGGCAGAGAUCUGGUCAGCACAGAUGAAUCUCCUUCUCUGAAAGCUGUUGACAUCCUGUGUGCUGCAGAUGGUUUAGAGAAGAGGUUUGGUUCCCUCUCUGCAUCUGUCUCUGAGCGGGCGGAGCAGCUGCAGACAGCUGUGGCCCAAUCGGUCAGCGUCCAGGAGGGCUUGAAGGGUCUGCUGAGCUGGCUGGAUAAACUGAGUGUGAAACCAGGACCGGUUGAGCCCACUGCACAGGCUGUACAGGACGCCCUGACCCAGAACCAGAAAUUUCGUCAAGAGCUUCUCUCCAGGCAGGGCAGCGUGGAGGCAACUCGGGACUCUGUUUCCAAACUUCUUCAGAGCUCUGACGCAUCCACAGCCUCUGGCCUCCAGGGCUCACUAGACGAACUGACUCAACGCUAUGCUGCAGCGCAAGCCAGCCAGGCGGAAAGAGAAACUGAACUCAAAGGACUGUUGCCUAAGCUGGAGAGCUACGAACGUCUUGGGACGGACCUCCAGGUCUUCACCCAGAGCCAGCUGAAGGCUCUGAGCCCUGUCGGCCAGCCAGACCGCAGCGUGGAAGACUACAAGCAGACCAUUGAGGAGGUCCGGUCCGAGCUGGAGCAGGAAGCCGGCCAGCUUAAGUCCUUCUUCAACCUCGGCACUGAGCUCAGCCAGUCUAAAGCUUUCAAUAACACACAAAGCUUACUGGAUAAUGUCAAAGGGGUGUCCGACGAGUUCACCCAACUGGAGUCAAACGUCAACCAAAGGUUUGCUGCCGUUCAGGCCUGCGAGCAGCAGCUGCUCCAGUUCCGCAGCCUCUCUGGCUCCAUCCACAGGUGGCUCCAGACCGCACAGGACCAGCUGCCCUCCAAAGAGGUCAGCCUGAACAACGAAGGCCUGCAGAGAAGAGUCCAGCAGCUCAAGGACUUGUUGACUGACUGGGAGUCACAGGGAUCCAGAGUUCAGGAGCUGAACAAGAGUGGCUCGGAGCUGGAGUCCAUCAUCAUCGACAUCACCGCUCCGAAAACCAAAACUGGUGCUCCUCAAAUCAAUGGCUCAGCAGGUCCCAGCAGUGUCAAUGGCAUUCACACCUGUAAAGACCUGACAGAGCUUCAAGUGGCCGUAUCUGAUGUGAACGGUCGAUAUGACACGCUUGGUAAUGAGUUGAAGGAGCGACUCGACCGCCAGCAGGCCUCACUGGAGCUGAGGCAGAAGGCCAGGCAGGGCACAGAGGAGCUGAAGAGCUGGCUGACGGACAGGGAGCACAGCCUGAAACAGGGACAGACCGCCUCCCCCUCUAAACCAGAGGCGAUACGAGCCCAGGCCCAGGAGAACAAGGCGCUGCUCUCGGAGCUGACCGAGCACUCUGGGAAGGUGGACGAGCUGAAAAGCACACUGAGGAAGCUGAUUGCUGACAACCCCGACUCACCUGAGGCAGACACCUGGAGACAACAGCUCCAGGAGAUCGACUCCCGCUGGCAGACAGCCAAUCAGACUGCAGCCCAGAGGCAGACUGAAUUGGAGACGUGUGCCGAUAGGCUGGGUAGUUUUACCUCAGCGGCCAGUCAGUUGGGCCCGUGGCUGAGAGAGAAGGAGCUAAUGAUGAGUGUGCUGGGACCGCUGAGCAUCGACCCCAACAUGCUCAACACACAGAAACAACAAGUACAGUUCAUGCUGCGUGAGUUCGAGACCCGCAAGCCACAGUUUGACCAGCUGACCCAGUCCGCUGGGGGUAUCCUCUCCCAGACUGGUGACUCCGCCCAGGACGCUAAAGACCUGUCGGAGGUCAAGGCUGAGCUGGGCUCCAUCUCCCAGCAGUGGGAGGACCUAACAAACAGACUGUCCCAGAGAUCAAACCACAUCGACCAGGCCCAAGGAACCAGCGAACGGUAUCAGGCUUUGCUCAAAGAGCUCUCCUCAAGUGUUUCUGCUCUGGGUGAGAGGCUUGAUGCUCAGGCCUCACUGAGUGCACAGCCCGAGGCAUUAAAACGGCGCCUGCAGGAAACAGGAGAGAUCCGCUCAGAGCUGGAGAGACAGCGGACUGAGAUGGCGGAGGCUGAGAGGCUCUGCCAGGAGCUGAGCGCCAUCGUGGCUGAACCCUACCUGAAGGAAGAGCUCAGUAAACGACUGGAGAGCGUCAGCGGGCCGCUGAAGAGUUUAGAGGAGCGUGCAGCUGACGGUCUGUCUCAGCUACAAGCCGCCCUGUCGUCCACCCAGCAGUUCCAGCAGAUGUUUGAGGAGUUGCGCUCCUGGCUUGACAAGCAGGCGGAUCCCAGAGAAUCAUCCACGGACUCCCUGCCCUGCCAGCCGGAGGCCAUCCGCUCCCUGCUGGCACAGACGGAUGAGCUCCAGCGUGGGAUUGCCAGUCAGCGAGGUUCUUACGAGCUCAUUCAAGCUGAGGGAGCGUCGCUGCUUGCCACCCUCCCAGCAGGCGGAGAUGAGCGCUCUGCCCUGCAGUCCCGUCUGGCCUCCUUGCGGCAAGAUUGGGAAGGGCAGAACCAGAGAAUCUCAGAGCGUGAGGCCAGACUGAAGGCCACUCUUAGCAAAGCAGAAACCUACCAGCAGCACAAGGCCGAGCUGGUACCGUGGCUAGCGGAGUGUGAAGAGAAGGAUGGAGAGUUACAGCCAUCACUGGAUUCGUCGGCCCUUGAUGAAGCCUUACAAAAGGCUCGAGGUUUGUCACUGGACCUGGAGAGACGCCAACCCCUUCUGGAGGCCUUUAACACUGCAGCUGAUCAGCUGCUGGAGCAAUGCUGCAUCGGGGAGGAAGAGAUACGAGAUGAGAAAGCCCAGCUGAACCGUAAGGUGGACGGACUGGGAGAGAAGCUUCAUAACCGCACUUCCCAGCUGGAGGAGCUGUCCGGUCGUCUGAAGGAGUUUGAAGAAGGUAGACAAGCUGUGGAGAGGAGGCUGGAGGCUGCAAAGCACCAGAUUGAAGUCCAGGAAGCUUUAGGACCUCAGGCAUGUACCGCCAAAAGUUUGGAGCGGCUGAGAAGUCAGCAGGACAGUUUGAGGUCCUUGCAGCCUCAGGUAGUCUACCUCAGAGACCUGGCCCAGGGGCUGGUGCAGGACGCACCCCAGAGACCGGGAGGCAGCGCUGAGGGGGCACAGAGGCUUCAGGAGCACGCCAAGGACACAGAGAAAGACUUUGAAGGUGUUACUGACAAGAUCGAACAGUGCUGCUCCUCCCUGGAGUCUCGGCUGCAGGGCGUCGGCGAGGUCCAGUCUCACGUGCGGGAUGUCUUCUCACGAAUCGCCGACCUCGAUGAUGAACUGGACUCCCUCAGUCCGGUCGGACGUGACGCAGACUCCCUAGCAUCUCAAGCAGACGCCCUCAAGGGCUUCCUGUCCCGUGUGAGCAGCCUCAGGUCGGAGCUGGAGGGGCAUUCAUCUGAGUGCUCUACCAUGCUUCGCAGGGAGGGCUCCUCCCCCGACCUCCUGGCUCUCAGGAGGGAGACAGAGGCUCUGAACCGCCAGGCCGGAAAGCUGAGCGAGCGAGGCCAGGCCAGGCUGGAUCAGAUCGAUGACGCUGCAGAGAAGGUUCGAGAGUUCUACAGGCAGGUGGCCGAGCUGCAAGGCAUGCUGGGAAGGGCGGAAGAGGGGCUGAACGCGCAGGGCAUGGUCGGCACAGAGGUGGAGAUCAUCAAGCAGCAGCUGCAGGAGUUCAAGGCUGUGGAGAGAGAACAGGUGGACGGCAUUCAACCGAAGCUGCAGCACGUCAACGCAGUGGGUCAGGGUCUGAUCCAGAGCGCAGCCAAACAUACUGACACCCAGGCACUGGAGCACGACCUGGAGACCACCAACCUCCGAUGGAACUCACUCAACAAGCGGGUUGCAGAGCGGAUUGCCCAGUUACAGGAGGCCCUGUUACACUGCGGGAAAUUCCAGGAUGCUCUGGAGCCUCUACUCAGCUGGCUGAGCGACACCGAGGAGCUGGUGGCCAAUCAGAAGCCUCCGUCUGCCGAGUACCGUGUGGUCAAGGCUCAGAUCCAAGAACAAAAGCUCCUCCAGAGAUUAUUAGACGACCGCAGGCCGACAGUGGAGAUGAUCCGCGCUGAGGGAGAGAGGAUCGCAGUCACAGCGGACACUCAGGACAAAGAGAAGAUUCAAACCCAGCUGCAGAGUCUAGCAGUGAGGUGGACUGACCUUCUGGAUAAAGCCAGCAGCAGGCAGCGGCAGUUGGAGGAGCUGCAGGUUUUGGCUCUCCAGUUCCACGAAGCCCUGGAGCCACUGGGUGAAUGGCUGAGUACCACCGAGAGACGCCUGAGCUCCGCAGAGCCCAUGGGAACCCAGACGGCCAAGAUCACCCAGCAGAUCGUCAAGCACAAGGCAUUCCAAGAAGACGUGUCCUCACAUGAAGCUGAGGUUGACCGCCUCGAGUCCCUCAGCCAAUCGCUGACCCCGCUCAGCUGCGCCGCUGACCGUGACUGGUUAAGCGAGCGUGUGGGGGCGGUAAGAUCGGGUCACUCUGAGCUUGCUGGUUGGUGCUCCAGGCGGGCGGGCAUGCUGGAGCAGGCGCUGGCCAACGCUCAGCUGUUUGGGGAGGAUGAGGUAGAGGUGCUGAACUGGCUGGCAGAGGUGGGUCAGAGGCUGGCUCAGGUCUCUGUCCAGAGCUACCAGCCUCAGCUGCUGGCCAAGGAGCACAAACACGCACUGUCUCUAAACGAGGAGAUUGUGAGCAGGAAGAAGACAGUGGACCAGGCCAUCAAGAAUGGACAAGCUUUACUUAAACAGACCACAGGCGAGGAGGUUCUGCUGAUCCAGGAGAAGCUGGAUGGCAUCAAGUCUCGCUAUGCUGAGAUGACAGCCGGCAGCAGCAAGGCCCUCCGCACCCUGGAGCAGGCCCUGCAGCUCUCCACCAGAUUCGCCAGCGCUCACGACGACAUCAACCAGUGGCUGGACGGCGUGGAGGCGGAGCUCAACAAUGUGGAGCCUGACGCCGCGCCCGCCUACCAGGAAAGACAGAAGGAGCUGAAGAAAGUGUCGGCAGAGAAGCGGUUGGUGCUGGAUACGGUGAACGAGGUGGGAAGCGCCCUGUUGGAUCUGGUGCCGUGGCGAGCUCGCGAGGGCCUGGACCGUCUGGUCGCUGAUGCGAACCAGCGGUACCGCCAGGCUGCUGAAACCAUCACGCAACGUGUACAGCUGGUACAGGCCGCCAUCCAGAGAUCACAACAGUACGAGGAGGCGGUAGAUGCAGAGCUGGCCUGGGUCGGGGAGACGGAGCGCAAGUUGGCGUCUCUCGGACCCCUGAGCCUGGAGCCUGAUGUGACUGUGGCCCAGAUGCAGGUGCAGAGGGCCUUCAAUAUCGACAUCAUCCGUCACAAAGACACCGUGGAUCAGCUCCUCAGCACCAGAGACGACAUCCUGGAAACCUGCAGCGACGCCCAAAAGGAUGCGCUGAUGGUUAAGACAGAUUCUCUGAGUGCUCGUUACGAUGCAGUGAGCCAGAGCCAUAGCGAGCGGUUUGCAGCUCUGGAGCAGGCCCAGGUUUUGGUCGCUCGGUUCUGGGAGACUUACGAGGAGCUGGAGCCAUGGCUGGGCGAGACUGAAACCCUUAUCACCCAGCUGCCGCCACCAGCCAUCGACACAGACGCUCUGCGACUCCAGCAGGACCAGAUGAGGCUGCUCAGAGAGUCCAUCGCAGAGCACAAACCCCACAUCGACAAGCUGAUGAAGAUUGGACCCCAGCUGGCCGAGCUCAGCCACCACGAGGGCGCAAAUAUAACGCAGCGCUUCACCGAGGCGGAGAAACGUUACCUGGCCAUCAAAGAGGAGGUCAAGGGUCGUGCAACGGCCCUAGACGAGGCAGUGUCCCAAUCUGCACAGUUUCACGACAAGAUGGACCCCCUGUUGGAGACCUUGGAGGGGGCGGUUCAGCGGCUGAGGCAGCCUCCCCCAGUGGCUGCGGAGGUGGACAAGAUCAGGGAGCAGCUGGCGGAGCACCGGGGCCAGGGGCUGGAGCUGGACAAACUGCUUCCAAGCUUCUCCGCCCUCUGCACCCGCGGAGAGGAGCUCAUCGGCAGAGCUGCUCAUGACGAUCCUGCAGCUCAGGCUGUUCGCUCCCGUCUCCUGCGCCUCCGCUCUCUGUGGGAUGAGAUCCGUCAGCGGGCCGAGGAGAGGGAAGGAAAGCUGAACGAUGUCUUGGACCUGGCCGGGAAGUUCUGGGCCGACGUGGCGGCGCUACUGAGCACGCUCAGAGACUCCCAAGAUAUUGUGAAAGAGCUUGAGGACCCUGGUGUGGACCCAUCGCUCAUCAAACAACAGAUUGAGGCUGCUGAGGCCAUCAAGGCAGAGACGGACGGCCUGAGGGAGGAGCUGGAGUUCGUCAGGACCCUCGGGGCUGACCUCAUCUUUGCCUGCGGUGAAACUGAGAAACCUGAGGUCAAGAAGACCAUAGAUGAGAUGAAUGCUGCCUGGGAGGGCCUGAACCGAACAUGGAGAGAGAGGAUGGAGAGACUGGAGGAGGCCAUGACCGCCUCUGUGCAGUAUCAGGAUGCUCUGCAGUCCAUGUUUGACUACCUGGACAAUGCAGUGAUCAAACUGUGUGAGAUGUCGACGGUGGGAACUGACCUGGGAACUGUCAAACAGCAGAUUGAAGAGCUCAAGCAGUACAAGGUGGAGGUUUACCAGCAGCAGAUUGACAUGGAGAAGCUGUGCCACCAGGGGGAGCUACUGUUGAAGAAAGUGUCCGACCAGACGGACCGAGACAUGAUCCAGGAGCCGCUGACUGAACUCCGACACCUGUGGGAAAACCUGGGGGAUAAAAUCACCCAGAGACAGCACAAGCUGGAGGCUGCCCUGCUGGCUCUGGGUCAGUUCCAACAUGCCCUGUCUGAGCUGCAGGCCUGGCUGAACCACACACACACCACCCUGGACACACAGCGGCCAGUCAACUCUGAUCCCAAGGCCAUCGAAAUCGAGCUGGCUAAACACCACGUUUUACGUAACGAUGUGCUAUCCCAUCAUGCCACGGUGGAGACUGUGAACGGUGCUGGCACUGAGCUCCUGGAGUCUUCUCCUGGAGACGAGGCCAGCAUCCUGAGGGACCAGCUGGAUAAGCUCAGCCAGAGCUGGCAGAGCUUGCUGCUGAAGACCCAGGAGAGGCAGAAACUACUGGAGGCUGCGCUGCAUCAGGCGGAGGGUUUCCAUGGCGAGUUAGAGGAGUUCCUCCAGUGGCUGAGGAGGACGGAGAGCCAGCUGUCGGCUGCCAAACCGACAGGCGGCCUCCCUGAAACAGCCAGGGAGCAACUACAGCAACACAUGGAGCUCCAGGCCCAGCUGACCCAGCGAGGGGAACAGUACCACAAGCUGCUGGAUCAAGGAGAGUCCAUGCUGCUGGCUCGUGGAGGAGAGGAAGCGGGACCCGGUACCACCCAGACCCAGCAGAACCUCGCCAUGCUGCAGAACAAGUGGGCCAGCCUCAAUACCAAGAUGGAUGACCGCAGGGCAAAGCUGGAAGAAGCCGUUUCCUUGGCGACCGGUUUCCAGACCUCGCUGCAGGACACCAUCAACUGGCUGACUCAGGCUGAACAGACCCUGAACAUGGCCCAACCCCCCAGCCUCAUGUUGGACACCGUCCUCUUCCAGAUUGAUGAGCACAAGGUGUUUGUAAAUGAGGUGAACACCCACAGAGAGCAGGUCCUGGCUCUGGAGAAGGCCGGCUCUCAGCUUCGCUUCGCCAGCCUGAAACAGGACGUUGUUCUCAUCAAGAACCUGCUGCUCAGCGUCCAGGCUCGCUGGGACAAGCUGGUGCAAAGGUCACUGGACCGCGGCCGACACCUCGACGAGGCACGCAAACGCGCCAAACAGUUCCACGAAGCCUGGAGGAAGCUGACAGACUGGCUGGAAGAAGCCGAGAAAAGACUUGACUCAGAGCUGGAGAUCUCCAACGAGCCAGAUAAGAUCAAAAUACAACUGGCCAAACACAAGGAGUUUCAGAAAGCGUUGGGAUCAAAGCAGCCGGUUUACGACACGACAGUGAGGUCUGGGAGGGCCAUGAGGGACAAGGCUCAGCUGCCAGCAGACACACAGAAGCUCGACCACCUGGUGGGAGAAGUCCGUGACAAGUGGGACACCGUCUGUGGCAAGAGCGUGGAGAGACAACACAAGCUGGAGGAGGCUCUGCUGUUCUCAGGCCAGUUUGCGGAGGCUCUUCAGGCACUGGUGGACUGGUUAUACCGAGUGGAGCCUCAACUAGCUGAAGACCUGCCCGUCCAUGGAGAUCUUGAUCUUGUGUCCAACCUCAUGGACUCACAUAAGGCUUUCCAGAAAGAGAUGGGGAAGAGAACCAGCAGCGUUCAGGCUCUGAAGCGUUCUGCUCGGGAACUGAUGGAGACCGGCCGCGAUGACACAGCGUGGGUCAAAGUUCAGGUUCAAGAGCUGAGCAACCGCUGGGAUACAGUGUGCGCCCUGUCAGUCACCAAGCAGACCCGCCUCCAGGUGGCCCUCAAACAGGCGGAGGAAUUCCGUACAGCAGUCCAGAUGCUUUUGGAGUGGCUGUCGGAGGCGGAGCAGACCCUCCGUUUCCGUGGCGUGCUUCCCGAGGAGGCGGACACUCUGCAGGCGCUGCUGCACACGCAUCGUGACUUCAUGGGCACAGUGGAGGACAAGAGAACAGAUGUCAACAAGGCUGCUGGCAUGGGAGAGGGCAUCCUCACAGUGUGCCACCCUGACUCCAUCACCACCAUCAAACACUGGAUCACCAUCAUCAGGGCACGCUUUGAGGAGGUGCUGACAUGGGCAAAACAGCACGAGCAGCGGCUGGAGACGGCUCUGACCGAGGUGCUCAACAACGCCAACCUUCUGGAGGAGCUGUUGUCAUGGCUACAGUGGUCUGAGACCACACUGGUCCAGAGGGACACAGAGCCCCUCCCUCAGGACAUCCCACAACUCAAAGCACUCAUCACAGAACACCAGAUGUUUAUGGAAGAGAUGACGAGGAAGCAGCCAGACGUCGACAAAGUGACAAAGACCUACAAAAGAAAACCAGCUGAACCUCCCAGCAGCCUGGCUGAGAGGAGAGGAGCUCGAAAACAACAACAGCAACAGCAACAACAGCAGGCAGCCAUGCAGCUCUCAGGAGGAAAUCCGCGACUCAACCAGCUCUGUGCCAGGUGGCAGCAAGUGUGGCUGCUGGCUCUCGACCGCCAACGCAAGCUCAACGAUGGUCUGGACAGGCUGGAAGAGCUCAAGGAGUUUGCCAACUUUGACUUUGACGUGUGGAGGAAGAAGUACAUGCGCUGGAUGAACCAUAAAAAGUCUCGCGUCAUGGACUUCUUCAGACGCAUCGACAAGGAUCAAGAUGGAAAGAUCACACGGCAGGAGUUCAUCGACGGCAUCCUGGCCUCCAAGUUUCCCACCAGUAGGUUGGAGAUGACGGCGGUUGCAGACAUCUUCGACAGAGAUGGAGACGGCUACAUCGACUACUAUGAGUUUGUUGCUGCUCUGCACCCCAACAAAGACGCCUACAGACCCACCACUGAUGCUGAUAAGAUAGAGGAUGAGGUGACUCGGCAAGUCGCCCAGUGUAAAUGUGCCAAGAGGUUCCAGGUGGAGCAGAUAGGAGAGAACAAGUACCGGUUCUUCCUCGGAAACCAGUUCGGAGACUCUCAGCAGCUGCGUUUGGUGAGAAUUUUACGCAGCACGGUGAUGGUGAGAGUCGGAGGCGGUUGGAUGGCUCUGGAUGAGUUCCUGGUCAAAAAUGACCCGUGCAGAGCUCGUGGUCGCACCAACCUGGAGCUGAGGGAGAAGUUCAUCCUUCCAGAAGGAGCGUCUCAGGGUCUGGCCGCCUUCCGCUCCCGGGGCCGGCGCUCAAAGCCGGGCUCCCGCAACGCCUCGCCCACCCGCUCUUCCUCCUCGGCCUCGCACAGCGGCGCUUCCCUCCCUUCUGCCCCCUCCACCCCUGCCACACCGACAGCCUCGGCGUCAUCCAGGUCCUCCCAUACUCACUCGCGUGACUAUGCCAAGCCCUGGCUGGCACACAGUAAAACUCCAACGCCAACCAAGUGCCACUGCUGCCCAGAUCUCGGUCACAGCCACAUCACUCCUGGGCACGAGGGGGCGGCAUCAGGGUCCAAACUGAAGAGGCCGACCUUCCACUCGAGCAGAGGUUCGCUGACCGGAGAGAACGGAGGAACGUCGCUCAGCGGCAAACGAACCGAUCCAAAACGAGGAGCGUCUACAGCCAGCGGUCCGACCAGCAGAGCUGGCAGCCGAGCAGGAAGCAGAGCCAGCAGCCGCCGCGGCAGCGACGCUUCAGACGCAUCAGAGCUCCAGGACGCUCGCUCCGUCUGCUCUGACGCUUCAGACACACCGAGGCGACCUGGAAGUGGGGCCAAACCCUCCAAAAUCCCCACCAUCUCCAAGAAGGCCCCCAGCCCAAAGACCCCGGGAUCUGCUAAGAAAUAAAACCAGCCAGUGAGAGAGAGCGUGAGACCACAAAGACACUGGAGCAGAACCGUUACUCCUCCGUUUCACAGAGGAUGGGCUGCUAUUGUCGGUCAUCGUGGAUGAACCAGCUCGCCAAUCUGAACAUCCAUCCAUAGGGCUUGUGUAGAAUUUGUGCACUAUGACUGAUAUUUAACAGGGGAAAGGAGGAGAUGGAUAAGAUAAGAAGUGAAUCUCCUUCUCACUCUUUCCCCCUUUUUGUCAUGAACGGACUGAAAAACAAAGAGGAGAAUGAUUCUGAGUCUGUGGGGUCGAAACCGACUUUUUCCCCUUUAAGCAGCGACCUCAGUUUGCCUUCCAGUCUCCUGCUUCUUCUUUCAAAUGUUCCCCAUCAGCGUGGAACCAAACACCGACCGACUUGACGUGAUGCUGCCUUAUUUUGUGUUACACACUUCUGUCCCGAUCAGAGACGGAGCAACAAGAGAAAGUCUUUAAACUGUUCUUUUUUUCUUUUCUUUUUUUUUUUUGUUUUAACACAUUGACACACAAAAUACACACAUUUUAACAAAAGAGGCGGGGUAAGGAGUGGGACGCACCACCACCACGACUACAAAAACAAAAAAAGCUCAAAUGGCAUUCAGGAGAAAAAAAAAAAAAGAGAAAGAAUUGUGGGUUAUUAUUUUGGCUUGUGGGCCAGAUGCCUCAACGAUGAGUUAAAAAAGAAAAUAUGCAACGACUGCCAUGUCGCUUCCCCUGGACUGGUUGGCGAGAAAAAGAGUCACCUCAGCAGAUCUCUCUGGAGGCAGACACCACAUGUGGAGAGAGAGCUCAGGAGGCGGGAAACGCUGUCCCACACAAACACAGACACACACACAUAGACACACAUGCACGCACACACCGGCUGAACUCAAGACACAGAGGAUCGGUGGUGGUGACGGAGGCGGUCGUGGUGCUGCUGCAGCUGAGGGCAAACACUCACACAAUCAAGCACCGCAGAGCAGACUCCUCCCGACCGCUGGAACGUUAAGAUCAGGCUUGUGUGUGCAUUUCAGCAAAGGGCGGUGUGGUUUUGUCACAUGCCAGCGUAACAAUCCCGACACACAGAAAUCACAAACUGGCAAUGGAGAGAGGACUAUUUUUAUGGUGACACACUUAACUAACAGCACAUUACUGACAAUAUACGACAUGUGUAACCUAACCCCGAUGUUAAUGACCGUGUUCACGGAGUUCGACAACCAGCAUGCACUAAUUGUCUCUUCCUCUGCAGUUCCACCUUAACAUCUACACUGCGUUGCCCUUAGCAACCCAGCCGCACACACACACACACACACACACACACACACACACACACACACACACACUCACACGCACAUGAGGUGGUGUGUAUCGUGUGUCUUUGUCAAAUGUUACAGGAAAUUAUAGAGGUCAUUGACUUGAGUCACUGUAUGCAAAAUUUUAAUUUGCGAAUGUCUCUUCUUUUCUUUUUUUUUUCUUUCUUCUUGUUGUUUCCUGGUUAAUUUAUAAUCCAGUUGUACUUUUGUUUAUCUAGCUUGAAAAUAAAAAAAAUCUAUUUAUUUUUCAGUUUUCAUGUCCAUAUCACCAUUCGCAGAGAGUGAUUUUAGUAUUAUGGUUAAAGAAAUUUGUGAUUUUUUUUUUGUACCAUGAAAAAACGUCUGCUCCACUCUUCUGACAUUAUGUGUGUGUAACAGUGUGUUUCUACUUCAUUGUAACAUUACAUUACUCACUAGGUCGCUGAUUCUCGUGGCAGCCUUCUUUUUCGUUCUCUCUUUUUUUUUUUUUUUUUCUU